Molecule: messenger RNA, 591 nt
Organism: Danaus chrysippus (African queen)
Lineage: Eukaryota; Metazoa; Arthropoda; Insecta; Lepidoptera; Nymphalidae
Source: the annotation of a GenBank genome assembly
AUGGAACAUUCAUUAAAUUGUAAGACCGAAAAGUUCUGUCCUCGGGGCAGCAUAUCACUAAGAAGCAUGAGAACCGGAACGGCGGUUAUAGAACAAAUUAACUUUAAUAAACAGCAUAUCUCACAGCUAAAGGAUUUAGCCGACUUAGACGGCUUCUAUACAGUACGCACAUUGGUCACGACGUCCGAUUCGAUUCGGGAAAUAGAAUAUUUGUCAUCCGUUAAAGCCAAGUAUUUCUUAGACAGUAGAUUGUCAGAUGUGAUCAAUGCAUGGAUCUUACCUAAUGGUGAGGUCAUGGCCGUUACAUUCCAAGUCACAAACACAACAAACGGGAAUGUACUGGAAGCUACGGCUGCCGAAUAUGAAAUAAACUCUAAGUUCUAUGUCAACCAUGUGGACCAAGCUCCUGUACCUGACACGGCUACAUACAUACAGAAACUGGAGCGAGAGAGAGAGGCCAAGGAGAAAGGUGACUUGAAAGACAACAGGCCGUUCUAUGCCAAAUAUUGGAUGUACAUAGUACCGAUUCUAAUUUUCGUCAUGAUCUCCGGAGCUGCUAAUCCCGAGCCGGCGUCUCAACCAGCUAGAUAA